This is a messenger RNA of Pneumocystis jirovecii RU7, 981 nucleotides long. RefSeq lists its product as uncharacterized. Gene Ontology annotation, molecular function: ubiquitin protein ligase activity. The record is from RefSeq and is a predicted model, not a curated record. The coding region runs from base 1 to 981 and encodes 326 amino acids. Gene Ontology annotation, cellular component: nucleus. The transcript is spliced from 4 exons. NCBI's taxonomy places the organism in Eukaryota, Fungi, Ascomycota, Pneumocystomycetes, Pneumocystales, Pneumocystaceae.
AUGUCACGACAUUCAAAAAGAAACACAAGUUUAUCAUUUUUUACAAAUUAUGAACGUUCUAUGUUAGAUUAUGGAACUAAAAAACAAAGACUUGAAAGUGAUUCAUUUCGUCAAUUUGACGCAUGUCAUCUCUGUAUGUCUCAAACUCGUGAUACUGUUUCAUGUCAGGAAAAUGGAGAUAUUUUUUGCAGAGUCUGUAUUAUGGAAAAUCUUUUAUCUCAACGUAAAGAAAUAAAGAAAAUGGAAGAAGAAAUAGAAAAAAAAAAACGUCAAGAUGAAAUUGAAGAUAAAAGAAUAGAAGGAAUUGCUAAAAGACGUGCUAUUAAGGAUUUUGAAGCACAGCAAAUGAUUGCUAAUUUGCAUCAUCAAAAUACACAUAAUGAUGAAGUUUUGCAGAAAAAAGAAAUUAAAGAAAUUUUUGAACUUGACAAAGAAGAGCUUUUAAAAAUUACAAAAAAUGACAAAGAUAGGGAAAAAAUGAAAUAUAUAAAAGAGAAAGAAUUACGAUCAAUACCAAAAAUUAAUUCUUUUUGGAUUCCAUCAUUAACACCUUCUGUAAAUACCAAAGAGACUAUAAAAAAACGGAAAACUGUACCUAUUUGUCCAGCAUCAACUGCUAAUAAGUCUCAUAAAAUAUCGCUAAAAUCUUUAAUUUCAGUUCAUUUUACUGAAAACGAAUCAUCAGAAAACAAGAAUCCACAAAGAAUUUGUCCAGCUUGUAAAAAAAAACUUUCAAACAUAUCCGGAGCAUAUCUUAUGAAGUUAUGCGGUCACGUUAUAUGUACAAUAUGUUUAGAUCAGUUUGUUCGCGAUUCUGGUGUUUGUUAUGUAUGUGAAACUAGUUUGUAUUUAGAAGAAAAAGAUGCAGCAAAAAAUAUCUCUAAACUUUCAAUUGUAGAACUCUCUAAAGAAGGGACUGGCUUUAGUGCUAAGAAAAAUGCAAUGGCUGAGAAAUUUGAUGUAGCCUUUCAAGGGAGUUAA